Molecule: messenger RNA, 2606 nt
Organism: Ictalurus punctatus (channel catfish)
Lineage: Eukaryota; Metazoa; Chordata; Actinopteri; Siluriformes; Ictaluridae
Gene: sox1b
Product: SRY-box transcription factor 1b
Exons: 1
Coding region: 715-1749 (344 amino acids)
Biological process (GO): regulation of DNA-templated transcription; anatomical structure morphogenesis; cell differentiation
Molecular function (GO): RNA polymerase II cis-regulatory region sequence-specific DNA binding; DNA-binding transcription factor activity, RNA polymerase II-specific
Source: RefSeq, a predicted model, not a curated record
CUCUUAUAAUCUUAAUUUGCCUCCAGGACCUGUUUAAAUAUGAUCCAUUUCCUCUCUAAUUGCUUGAGUAUACUAUAUUCACAGAAAAUCCUCAUAUAUAGACACUAAGGAAUUAGCUCUAUCCCAAACUACUGUUUAAUUAGUUGCCAUAGUUGCUAGUAAAUAGUAAGGAGAAAUUACACAGUAUACAGCAUCGUAGUUUUGUUUCUCAAAAGAGUAAGGGUUUAGUCCAACUCUGUGGUUUUUGGAUAUUAUUUCUUUAUCAAUUGAAUAGAAUUUGUCCAAAAUGCGCACGGCAGCGUGGCUUUGUAGGAUACUGUUUACCUUCAGAGCGCUGGAGAGUGGAAGCUGAGUUCAGGUCACGUGACCGCGCGCCAUGCAAAUCAGUCCCCAGCUCGAACGUGAUUGGUCGCUUCGCUCUCAUUUAGCGGCUGUCAAAGCGCAUCAUAUGGCCGCUCUGCUACUAACUUUUCUCCCGCGCCGCACAAAGUAGCUCACAGGCUUUUUCACGGCACUGGAUGAGAAAUUCAAAAGCUGAAAAGAAAGGUAAAGAAAAUAGCGACUUGUAUCGUUUUGGAUUGUAUACCUUUCCUUGUUCUGUGGGGAACCUUUUCUUUUACGCGUCUGUGCCAGCGGACAGGACAGGGACGCCGCUGUUUGGCUCCAAGAGUGAAUGUUUCUCGCGUGUUGAGUGCGAAAGUUAAAGCCAGGUGAAUGUAUAGCAUGAUGAUGGAGACGGACUUGCAUUCCCCGGCUCCCCAAACGAACACGAGUGCGGGGCACACGGGCCAAAACGCUCCGGGGAAACUGAGCCAGGAGCGCGUCAAGCGCCCCAUGAACGCAUUCAUGGUGUGGUCCCGCGGGCAGCGGCGGAAGAUGGCACAGGAGAACCCCAAAAUGCACAACUCGGAGAUCAGCAAGAGGCUUGGGGCCGAGUGGAAGGUCAUGUCCGAGGCGGAGAAGCGGCCUUUCAUUGACGAGGCGAAGCGUCUGCGCGCAAUGCACAUGAAGGAGCACCCGGAUUACAAGUACCGGCCACGCAGAAAGACCAAAACGCUGCUUAAAAAGGACAAAUACUCCCUGGCCGGCGGGUUGCUCGCUAGUUCUGCCGGCGGUGGCGGUGUGACUCUGGGGAUGAGCACAGUGCAGAGGUUAGAGAGUCCCGUGGGUCACGGCGGCGGAGCAGGCGCGGCGAGUUACGCACACGUGAACGGCUGGGCAAACGGCGCGUAUACAGCAGCCGCCGCCGCAGCCAUGAUGCAGGAGGCGCAGUUAGCCUACGGGCAGCAUGCAAGCGCUGGCGCCGCUCACCAUCACGGACACCACCCGCAUCACCAUGGACACCACCACCCGCACCAUCAGCACGCCGCCAGUGCGCAGUCCGUGCACCGCUACGACAUGAGCGCACUGCAGUACAGCCCCAUGUCGAACUCUCCGAGCUACGUGAGCGCCUCGCCGUCGGCCUACGCUGCCAUGCCGUACACGCAGCACCAGAGCUCUGUCUCGGCGGCGGCGGGAGGCGUCGGCACGCUCGGAUCGCUCGUGAAGCCCGAGCCGAGCGCGAGCCCUCCCCUCAGCGCCGCAUCCCGCGCGCCCUGUCCCGGUGAUCUGCGCGAGAUGAUCAGCAUGUACUUACCGGCGGCCGAGGCUGGAGACGCGGCUGUUCAGAGCAGACUGCACGCGCUGCCGCAGCACUAUCAGAGCACUGCCGCUGCCAUUAACGGAACCGUCCCACUGACGCACAUUUAAAGAAAGAAAAAAAUCAUUAAACUGAACCACAUAUAUUCACAAACAAGUAACCAAAUAUUUACCUCUUUUUAGAUUAUACCUGCUUUUUUGUACAGAAUGUUUUGUUGUAAAUUUAAAGCUGAUUAUUAUUUAAGCCUUGGUUCACUGGUAUUGUCAUUCAACAGAAAUUCAUUUCUCCGAUUUGCCUACAUUUCAGAUAAUAGCUUUAGGCCAAUAUGUAAUAUGAAAAGGAUAAGGAUACCAGCCUUUACACAAUCUAGAUCAUUUUGUGAAAACUUAAGAGUUUUAAAUAUUUUUAAUGAUUAUUAUCUGUGAAAUACAAGUUUUAAUACACAGGAAACGCCGGGGAACAAUCCAGAGUGAAAACGCCUAUAUUUUAAAGGGUAUUUUAUUUGUCCAUAACCCGCAAUUGUUUGGUUUGUAAACACGUGACUGAGCCUGUGUAUUUAAUUUUUUUUUUUCCUUUGGUCGUUGUAUUUUUCAUUCUUGUAAAUUGUGCACAUAUGAUAGAGGAAAAAAGUGAUAGGUCUGAACAAACUGUAAAUAGUUCGUUAAUCCAUUUUUCACUUGAUUAUUAUUAUUAUUAUUAUUAUUAUUAUUAUUAUUAUUAUUAUUAUUAUUAUUAUUAUUGCAAAUAGAAAAGCAAAGGUUUUUUUGCGUUGGGAUGAAACGAAUAAAUUUCUCAGCUGUUGCUCUUAUUCUGGUGUUAAUUUGAUCUUUGCAUCGACUGCCGACUCCAGUGCGAUCCAGCACUUCCUGAGCCAAAAAUCCGCUGUCAGCUUAUAGAUAAAUAAAUAAACAAGCUUAAAUGCAAAUUUGUAAAUAUAUUGUGAAAAUCUUAUGUUUCUAGAGUCCAG